ACAUAGUAUUUCAUAAUAGAUCCCCUUGUGAUAGGCAAGUGAAGGCAACAUCUUUUAUGAGCUUGGUUUGACUGUUUUUCUGUGGUUGGUUUGUGGCCUUUAAUGUUUUGUCAUCCUGUACCAGCUGCAACUGGCCACUCUUAUGGAGACAUUGAAGCUUGCAGCACCCCACUACAUCCGUUGUGUGAAGCCAAACAUGCAAUUGAAGCCACAGAUCUUUGAGAACAAGAACGUUCUUCAACAGCUUCGUUGUAGUGGUGUAUUGGAGGCUGUCCGAAUCAGCUGUGCAGGGUUCCCUACACGCCGCACUUUCGAGGAGUUCCUUGAUAGGUUUGGAUUGCUGCAUCCUGAAGUACUCAUAGAAAGUGCGGAUGAGAAAGUGGCUUGCCAAAAUCUCUUGGAGAAGUGCAACCUCAAGGGCUAUCAGAUUGGCAAGACAAAGGUGUUCCUACGGGCAGGGCAGAUGGCUAUUUUGGAUACAAAGAGGUCAAAUGUGCUCAAUGAGGCUGCAGUCAAGAUCCAGCACAUGGUUCAGAGUUUCCUGAUGCGUAAAGACUAUGAGAGAAUGAAGAGUGCAUCUCUGUUGGUGCAGGCAUACUGGAGAGGGACAAUGGCAAGACUGGAGUUCAGAUUCCUCCGGGAGCAGGUCUCAGCAGUUUGUUUCCAAAGUGCCACGACAGCAGUGCCACAUCAGCAGUGCCACGUCAGCAGUGCCUUGUCAGCAGUGCCACGUCAGCAGUGCCACAUCAGCAGUGUCACGUCAGUCACAGUGCCACGUCAGCAGUGCCAUGUUAGCAGUGCCAUGUCAGCAGUGCCACGUCAGCAACUGUGCUACGUCGGCAACAGUGCCACAUCAGCGACAGUGCCACCUGAGGAACAGCGCCAGCUGGCAGCCGAGGCUGUCCGCCUACAGGCUGAAGCGGCGGCAACAGCUGAGAAGCAGCGGCUUCAGGCCGAAGCAGACGCAGAUACCCAGGCACGCCGCAAGGAAGCCCAGGAUCUGCUACAGCGGCAUGAAGCCACUAGCAUCGAAAAGCUCAAGUUUUGGCACUUUGAACCAUCCGAGGAUGCAGCACGGGCACUUGGUUCCCGUGUACAGGACUUGGAGCAAACUGCACCAAAACCGGAGGCUGGCGAGUCCAGCACUGCACCCUCUGCCCACCAACUGGAGGAACGAGUUGAUCACGUAGUCACAAUGCUCGGCGACAUCAGUACCUUCGUUGCACCAGCCACCAUCAGCAAUCAGCUGGACACCUUGAAGUCCGAGGUUCAGGAACUGCACCAGCUGCCUAACAAGGAUAGCAACGCCGUGCAGCACUACAAGAUGCCGACAUUCCAAAUCGAGAAGUUCGAUGAUUAUACGCAUCAAGACCCGAUCUGGUUGAGCGACCUGGCAACCGUCCACGGCGUCGACGUCGCAGAUCUGAAAGACAAGAUCUCUUGGGAAGAGUUAACACGACUAUGGAAGAAGCGGUUCAUCGUGGACGACGCCCCGACGCUCGCCAUCAACCGCCUCUUCAGCAUGACGCAAGGCAACACAUCGACACGUGACUGGCUCACGGAAUGGCAGAAGAUCGCGGCAACGCCCGAUCUUGAAUUGCCAUUUUCGCAUCUGCGCCGCGAGUUCUACAACCGGUCAUGUGCCGCCUUGAGCCUUGCACUUGGUGAUCGCGAGCCAUACGCGACCUUCGCCGAAAUCAUCGACAAGGCAAGGGAGAUCAUCAAGACCAAUAGGGCAGCUGCACAUGAGAAAUCAGCAUGGCAGCCAACCUAUGUGGAGAAGGUGAAAACUGGUCCGCGGCCGCAGCAUGUCGUUGCAGUCCAAUCGGACAACAUUGUGGAAGACCCGGCAGCCACCCAAGCGUCACGUGAGGGAGAUCAGGUGGCUGAUGUCCAGCCGCGAAGCAUCAACAAGUCCCGAGGAAACGGGAAGGCGAAAAUCGCAUCGCCGGCCGGAAACGGACAGCCAACACCAUGGGUCAAGUUUUACUUGACUGAGGCAGAAUACAAGUGGCACGACCGCUACGGCUGCUGCAAUUGGUGCAACAACACCAAGCACAAGACCUCCCAAUGCCCGGAUAAAGGCAAGGAGGAUGUUCGGCCUCUACCAACUCCGUUGAUGGACGCCGGAGUAGAGGUUGUCGACCUUCACGCCUACAUUGCGAAGAUCGACCGCGAGUUCAAGAGACAACGAAGGCGGUUGUGCAUCGAUUAUCGCAAGCUCAACACGCAAACGAUCAGAAACGCCGUCCCUCUUCCACGCAUCGAUGACCUUCUCGAACGACUGGGCGGCGCCAAGUUCUUCUCCAAGCUCGACCUCAAGUCGGGAUAUCACCAACUCGAGAUUCGGAAGGAGGACCGCUACAAGACCUCGUUUAAGACGCGAUAUGGGCAUUUCGAAUGGCUGGUUAUGCCAUUUGGCCUUACGAAUGCCCCGACCGCUUUCCAAGCGGCUAUGACAACGGAGUCCCGACACGUGCUGGAUCGAUUCGUACUUAUCUACCUCGACGACAUCCUGGUGUACAGCCGGAGUUUGGACGAGCAUGUGGAACACCUGCGCAUCGUUUUGGAGCGGCUACGACAAGCCAAGUACAAAGCCAACUGCGACAAAUGCGAAUUCGCGCGGCAGGAGCUCGAGUACUUGCGACAUUAUGUGACGCCGCAAGGCAUCCGCCCGCUUGCGGACAAGAUCAAGGCCCUUCGCGUACGGCCCGAGCCCACGAACACCACGGACCUUCGUUCAUUCAUGGGGUUGGCGGGUUACUAUCAGCGAUUCAUCACCGGAUACUCAAGGAUUGUUGCACCUAUGACGAGAUUACAAUCGCCAAAGGUGCCAUUCGUAUUCGAUGACGACGCACGCCGGUCAUUCCAAGCACUUAAGACGGCCAUGCUCAUGGCGCCCGUCCUUAGCAUGUAUGACCCCACCCUGCCUACGAGGGUGACAACUGACCCUUCCGGCUAUGGCAUUGGGGCAGUCUUGGAACAACACGACGGCGACGACUGGCACCCUGUGGAGUAUUUCAGCAACAAAGUGCCUCCCAUCAAUUCGCUUGAUGAUGCAAGGAAGAAGGAGCUGCUUGCGUUCGUGAUGACUCUCAAGCGAUGGCGGCACUUCCUCCUUGGGCGUCGUAGGUUCACAUGGGUCACGGACAACAACCCAUUGACCUACUACAAGACGCAGGAUACAGUGAGCAGCACGAUCGGACGAUGGAUGUACUUCAUUGACCGAUUUGGCUUCACAUUGAAACAUCUCCCCGGCCUCUCCAACUACGCACCAGAUGCACUCUCGCGAAGAUCUGAUCUUUGCGCUAUGACAUAUCAUGCCUUCGCAUUCGAUGCACUCUCGCGAAGAUCUGAUCUUUGCGCUAUGACAUAUCAUGCCUUCGCAUUCGACAAGGAACUUCAACAACACUUCAUCCGGGGCUAUGAGUCGGAUCCGCAUUUUGCCACGUUCUAUGCACAGCUAUCUUCGGAUCACCCGCCGGCCAGCCACUCGAGAGGCAAGGACUUAUUGUUUUGUCGACGAAUCAAGCCCCGCAAUCGCAAUCCCUACGGCGAGUUGCGCCCGAUGCCUAUCCCACGGGAACCCGGCCUCUCCAUUGCCAUGGAUGUCACCAGACCAUUUCCCCGGGAUCGCCUCGGGCACGACGGCAUGCUCACGGUUGUGGACCGUUUGAGUAAGUAUGCGCGUUUUCUCCCUUGCAAGUACUACUCCACGGCUCCCGAGCUGGCACGCCUCUUGCACACCGGUUGGAUUUGCGGCCACGGUGUACCGGAAGACAUAGUCAGCGACCGCGACACUUGCUUCAUGUCGACAUUUUGGACUGCUCUCAUGCAGGAGUCCGACACGAAGAUGAAACCAAGUUCGGCUCGGCAUCCACUGAUGGACGGGCAAACGGAGUGGGCACAUCAAACCGCUCAAAUGAUGCUUCGUACGCUCAUCCUUCCGGACCAGAAAGAUUGGGUUGACCGCCUCCCCGACAUUGAGUUCACCUACAACACUUCGGUGCACCCGGCGAUCGGCGUGACUCCAUUCGCGUUGCACAACGGUGGACGGAAAGGCCGUAUCUUCGCCGACCUUCUCCUCCCACGACCAGCCGACAUCGACGCCGCUUGCUCUCCCGCUUUCGUCCGGAAGUACAGGGAAUUGCUGGCUCAAGCCCGCGCGAAUAUGCAAAAGGCUCAAGUUCGCAUGCAGCAGCAAGCCAACAGGCGUCGCGUGCCAUGUCCCAUCCGCGCCGGUGAUCUGGUUUGGGUCUUCGCGGAAGAGUUUGCACUGGAACAGGAUGUUUCACGCAAAUUGCUUCCCAAGUGGUUUGGACCAUGGCCCGUAACAUCAGCCGCGGGCGAUGAGCCUGAUGGUCCUUCAUUUGUGAUCAACAUCCCCCCGCAUCUGAUGGUCCAUCCAGUCUUUCACGCCUCGAAGCUGGUAACAUAUACGCCAGCUAAGAGCGACGACUUCCCGGGCCGACGAUCGCAGGACCCUCCAUCUAUGGAUGGUCAUCAGGAAGCUGACGGCGUCAUCACGGAUCGCAAGUACGACAGUAAGCCUCAACAGUACAAAGUUACAUUCAAAGCACACUCGGUGGAUUUUAGGAACAGAUUUGAAAGCAUCCGCACCGCUGAUCUACGCUCACUACGAGCGACAAAGAUUAGCUCAGGGACCUUCACGACCUGCCCCUCCCACCCGGACUGUGGUCCCUCCCUCAGACAGACAGCUUCGCCCUCGCAGUCGAAGUGGCGCAGCUAUGUUGCAUUCAGGAGCUAUGAUGAGCUGUUGAGGUCAUGUAUAGUCUUCCAAGGUGCCUGGCGAUGCAAGGAGGCAAGAAGUGAGAUCAAGAAGCUUCGACAGGCCGCCCGUGAAACUGGUGCUUUGCGUGAGGCAAAGAACAGACUGGAGAAGAAGUGUGAGGAGCUCACAUUGCGUCUUGGGCUGGCAAAGGUGAGCCUUAUUGCAAGGAACAGUGAGCUGGCCAAAUUGCAGUCGGCGAUGGAGGAAGCGAAGGCACAGGUGGAGCAAAUGAAGAUGUUAGUGGCGAAGGAGCGCAAGGGACAUGAGGCAGACUUAGCUCAGGCAAAGGUCGCUGCAGCUCAGCUUUUGGAUGCCAAAAUGUCUGCACAGCCAUCCAAAGAGGUCCUGGAUAAAAUUGAGGCACUGAGUGAGGAGAACACGAAACUCAAGAAACUUGUCGAAGACUAUGAGAAGAAGAAGGCACUGGCAGAGAGUUCUGCGAAAAGGAUAGAGGAGGCAGAUUUGAAGCGUGAUGCUAUGCAGGAAUUACUGAGCAGAUCGGAGGAGCAAGUUCAAAAUUUGAUAUCAGAGAACCAGAGCCUGCAAUCGGAGAAAGAGAAUUUACAAUCGGAGAAUCGGAUUUUGAGGCAGCAGGCAUUGAACAUGAAAGAUCUGGAGUCUGAGAACCAGGACUUGCAAAGGAACUUGACGCAUUUAGAAACCAACAGCCAGGCCCUGAGAGCUGAGAACGAGACACUCAAACAACAGCUAGAACAGUUGACUUCAAAAGGUGGUACAGCCGUAAAGAUAGGACAACCUGCAGUCACUCCGGUCUUCAUCCGCCACGAAACAACGUUUAAAGCACUGGACAAGAAGAUCGCUACACUGCAGGCCGAGAUCAGCACACUACAGGCCGCCAACAGCCAGCAGCAGACAAUCAACGGCCAGCUGCAGAACGAUGUCAGCACAGGGUUGGCACGACUAUCGGCAGCUGCGUCGGCGGGCAGCGCAGUAGCAGACUGCAGCCCAGCCUUGGCCGCGCAGGCCAAGCAACUCGAGGAGCGGAUCAACCACGUGGUCGCAUCCCUCGGCGACAUCAGCAAGUUUGUUGGAGCGUUGACAGUCAGCAAUCAGCUGCAGACGCUCAGCGACCGCGUUCAGCAACGACCGGCCGCCGUCGCCAAGGAAUGGAAGAUGCCGAACUUCAAGAUCGAGAAGUUCGACGACUACCACAAGACUGAUCCGCUACAAUGGUGGAUGGCAUUCAACGCAGAGGCGGACGUACACCACACCCCACCACUGCGGCGGCUUGACGCACUCUACCUCCAACCCGGUUCAUGGUCAACAACGACAAGUCGCCUUGAACAAGAUCUUCCGCAUGUUUCAAGGCCAGCAACCUUCACGGGAGUGGCUGACGGAGUGGCAAAGACUCGUCGCCACCCCGGAGUUGAACUUAUCGUUCGAUGCAAUCCGGGCCGAAUUCUUCGCUCGGUCAUGCGACGCCUUGACAGCUGCUCUGGCAGCGAAUUCCAGUAUGAGACCUUUGAUGGCAUGAUCUCAAAGGCAAGGGAGCUCAUACAAGUACCACCUUCGUCGACAGACGGCGGAGUAGCGGUUGUUGACCUUCGUAGCUAUCUUGCGAAGAUCGACCGUGAGCACGCAACGCAACGGUACGUCGACAUCGACGUGCCGCUCCUCUACAUCCGCAUUCAGAUCGGAAAGGUGACCUGUAGUGCCUUGAUCGAUUGUGGAGCGUCUCGCAACUACAUCAGCCAAGACUUCAUGGCACGCGCCGGGCUUGGCCCGCGCGUUCGAAGGAAAAGUCAGCCUACGCACGUCACGUUGGUCGAUGGUCACACGCAAAAGUCAAUCGACCGAUGCGUUGACUCGGUGGCCGUGUACUUUGCCCCGCUAGCAUGCGAGGCCGUGUCAUUCGACAUAUUGGACACUAAGUUCGAUAUGAUCUUAGGCAUGUCGUGGCUGCAAAGCGAAGACCAUCCGGUGAACUUCUAUCGACGCACCGUUCACGUUCGUGAUCGGCGAGGCGAAUUAGUUCCGUGUACGGUGCCGCUUUCUCAUCCUUCGAUUGUUUGUCACUUGGUCUCCGCGGCGAGCAUUCGCCAAUCCAUCCGGCGGAACGACAUCGAGGAAAUGGGCAUAUGUUUUCUUCACGCCCUCCCACCCGGUGAUCAGCCCAAGACGGAUACGUCGGACCCACGCAUCAUUGAGCUGUUGGACAACUAUGAGGAUGUCUUCCAAGCUCCCGCCGGAGUAAUACAGGAUCGGCCCAUACGCCACGGGAUCACUCUCGAGGACGGUGCCGUAGCUCCACGCGGAUGUAUCUACCGCAUGAGCGAAGAGGAGCUUCAAGUGCUUCGGGCACAACUAGACGACCUCUUGGCCAAGGGCUGGAUUCGCCCUAGCUGUUCGACAUACGGUGCUCCCGUUCUCUUCGUCCGAAAGAAGAACAAGGACCUUCGUUUGUGCAUCAACUAUCGGAAACUUAACGCGCAAACAAUCAAGAACGCCGACCCUCUCCCUCGGAUCGAUGACCUUUUCGAGCGACUAGGCGGCGCCAAGUACUUCUCGAAGCUUGACCUCCAGUCCGGAUAUCACCAGAUCGAGAUCCAACCAAGAGAUUGGUACAAAACCACAUUCAAGACGCGGUAUGGGCACUUUGAGUGGAUCGUCAUGCCUUUCGGUCUCACCAAUGCCCCGGCUACUUUCCAAGCGGCGAUGACGACGAAAUUCCGCAACCUGCUCGACCUCACCGUACUCAUUUACCUUGAUGAUCGCUUGGUUUAUAGCCGGACGCUGGACGAGCACCUCGAGCACCUUCGCGCCAUUUUGGAGCGGCUCCGUAUCACCAAGUACAAAGCAAACCGCGACAAGUGCGAGUUUGCCCAGCAAGAGCUGGAGUACUUAGGCCAUUACGUUACGUCACAAGGCAUCCGUCCGCUCGCGGACAAAGUACAACCCAUUCAAGAUUGGUCGGACCUCAAGUGUACUACCGACGUCCGCUCCUUUCUUGGCUUAGCAUCAUAUUACAUGCUGUUUGUCAAAGGGUUUCAACGGAUUGCUGCACCAUUGUCGCGACUUCAGUCCCCCUUGGUGCCCUUCGAGUUCAAUGACGAAGCCCGACACGCGUUCCAUAUGCUGAAGACGACCUUGCUCCAAGCUCCCGUCUUCAGCAUCUAUGACCCGACCUUGCCUACCAAAGUGACUAUGGACGCUUUCGGCUACGGCACUGGCUCGCUGCGUGUCGUCCUUGAAGGCUCCGACGUCGAUCUCCAAUGCAUUGAGGCGAUCGGAGGUGUUGUAGGAGCUGGCAUCGGGGGCGGCGACGGGUCGUUGCUCCAACUGCUGGAGGCGGCUGUUGACUUGGUUAAAGACCUGAUUGUGCAUCUGAACCGCGUCGUCGAGGUUGUGGAUUUCCCCCUGCUGUGCAAUGCACGUGGCCAGGAGUGGCUGGAGGCCACGGACACUGUCUACGGCAUGUCUGGACACGAGACCGGGGUUCCUAGACGAGACUUUAGGCAGUAUGCAGGACGGGGGCAGGUUGAAGGGAAUAAAAUAGUGCCAAAUGCCUUGCACAGCCAGGAGGAACUAGGGACUGAACCAAGCUCUGUGCACAGGCUGGGGCCUUCAGCAAGGAACACUGUGGUAGAAGCGAAGCCAGAAGAUUCUAUGAUAGUCGCUGACUCUGCAAAUGGGCUUGGAAAUUCUGAUGCUAAAGCUAGUGCAGGGACAAGGAUGCAGACAAGGGCAGAUUAUGUGGGCGCCCAAGAUUAUGUAACACACACGCAGAUGAUGCAACCCUUUGAGUCUAGUCCUUCAACGGAUGAUAGAAAUGCACCAAGCCCGGCAUCCCAACCUUUGCACUGCGUUGAAUCAGCUUCUGUGAGUACCUUGGACCGGCCAGAUCACAGAAGAGCAGCACAAGGCUCUAGGGUUGACUUGCUGGCACAAGGUCCAAGACAAUAUGAAUCGAGGACGGGACAACGGGAUACUGGGCAUUCAGUAUAUGGGUCUAGGCCAGAGCCAAGGACUGCUUUAUCAACUGGGUUGUCAAGGCUUUCUCAUAGACCAGAAACUGGGACAUUGAUCAAGCCCACGCCGGAGCCUGUGAUUACAACGAGCUAUCCAGAUGAGCAGCCAACAACACCAGGUGUCACUGGGCCUGGGACUCCAUCAAGGCCACUGGGACGAUCCCAACAUAUUCGGAGAGAGAGCAGUGACUACAUGAGCUUGCGCAAUGCCUCUACCCCUCUUUGAAGAGCAAUCCAAACACAUAACUUAACAAACAGCCAUAAGUUGA
This is a messenger RNA of Chara braunii, 9050 nucleotides long. Lineage: Eukaryota; Viridiplantae; Streptophyta; Charophyceae; Charales; Characeae. The record is from the annotation of a GenBank genome assembly.